Enhydra lutris kenyoni (northern sea otter) is the source of this 1287-nucleotide messenger RNA. Its product is annotated as zinc finger protein 771. Gene Ontology annotation, molecular function: RNA polymerase II cis-regulatory region sequence-specific DNA binding; DNA-binding transcription factor activity, RNA polymerase II-specific. The record is from RefSeq and is a predicted model, not a curated record. Gene Ontology annotation, biological process: regulation of DNA-templated transcription. Lineage: Eukaryota; Metazoa; Chordata; Mammalia; Carnivora; Mustelidae. The transcript has 3 exons. Bases 67 to 1023 code for a protein of 318 amino acids.
GUGCCCAACCGCCCGGCGCCCUGGCCAGGGGCUGUGCGAGCGCGGAAUCUGCGGCUGGACGCCAAGAUGCCUGGUGAACAGCAGACGGAGGAAGAGGAAGAGGAAGAAAUGCAAGAGGAGAUGGUGCUGCUGGUGAAGGGUGAGGAAGAUGAGGGUGAGGAGAAGUAUGAGGUGGUGAAACUCAAGAUCCCCAUGGACAACAAGGAGGUCCGGACGAGCGAGGCGCCCGCGCCGUCGGCCGACCCGGCGCGCCCACACGCGUGCCCGGACUGCGGCCGCGCCUUCGCGCGCCGUUCCACGCUGGCCAAGCACGCACGCACGCACACGGGCGAGCGGCCCUUCGCGUGCACAGAGUGCGGCCGGCGCUUCUCGCAGAAGUCCGCGCUGACCAAACACGGCCGCACGCACACGGGCGAGCGGCCCUACGAGUGCCCCGAGUGCGACAAGCGCUUUUCGGCUGCCUCGAACCUGCGGCAGCACCGGCGGCGCCACACGGGCGAGAAGCCGUACGCAUGCGCGCACUGCGGCCGCCGCUUCGCGCAGAGCUCCAACUACGCACAGCACCUGCGCGUGCACACGGGCGAGAAGCCGUACGCGUGCCCGGACUGCGGACGCGCCUUCGGCGGCAGCUCGUGCCUGGCGCGCCACCGACGCACGCACACGGGCGAGAGGCCGUACGCAUGCGCCGACUGCGGCACGCGCUUCGCGCAGAGUUCCGCGCUGGCCAAGCACCGCCGCGUGCACACGGGCGAGAAACCGCACCGCUGCGCCGUGUGCGGCCGCCGCUUCGGCCACCGCUCCAACCUGGCGGAGCAUGCGCGCACGCAUACGGGCGAGCGGCCCUACCCGUGCGCGGAGUGCGGCCGGCGCUUCCGUCUCAGUUCGCACUUCAUCCGCCACCGUCGCGCGCACAUGCGGCGCCGUCUCUAUAUCUGCGCUCGCUGCGGCCGGGACUUCAAGCUUCCCCCUGGCGCCACGGCCGCCACGGCCACCGAGCGCUGCCCAGAGUGCGAGGGCAGCUGAGCCGCCGUUCUUGUCGCCGCAGGGCUGCGAGCAUCCGGCUUGGGGAAGGGGGCGGACAUGCGGGGACCCCUACCUGGGGCUGCAUUAAGCAGGACGUCCCCAGCUCACCACCCAGGGGCUGGGAAAGGGUGGGAUGGCAGGCCUGGCUGCCUGGCAACUGGGAGGCAGGGAGAAUCCCCUCACUGGGACCCCUGGAAACAGUGCCCACUCCCCGCUCACUACAACCCUUUGACUCUUGUUAGUGAAUAAAGUAUUAUAUCCUUG